This is a messenger RNA of Eptesicus fuscus (big brown bat), 3555 nucleotides long. RefSeq names its product calcium/calmodulin dependent protein kinase kinase 1 (gene CAMKK1). The coding region runs from base 130 to 1647 and encodes 505 amino acids. Gene Ontology annotation, biological process: protein phosphorylation; CAMKK-AMPK signaling cascade; activation of protein kinase activity. The transcript has 16 exons. Gene Ontology annotation, molecular function: protein kinase activity; ATP binding. NCBI's taxonomy places the organism in Eukaryota, Metazoa, Chordata, Mammalia, Chiroptera, Vespertilionidae. The record is from RefSeq and is a predicted model, not a curated record.
CCCGGCGUGGCGGGCAGGGUGGGGCGCGCGCCGCGGGAGCGAGCCUGGCCUCCCCCCGGGCCGCGGAGACUGUCGCCCGGCGCCGAGGUUCCCAAUAAGGCUGCACGGAGGACCCCCUUGACCGUGGCAAUGGAGGGGGGCCCAGCGGUCUGCUGCCAGGAUCCUCGGGCAGAGUUGGUGGAGCGAGUGGCAGCCAUCGAUGUGGCCCGCUUGGAGGAGGCAGAUGGUGGCCCCGGGCCUGCCAGGAACGGCGUGGAACCCCCACCACGGGCCAGAGCUGCCUCCAUGAUCCCCGGCAGUGCCUCAGGACUCCCCCUGCCCCGACCCAGCCUCUCCACCAGGAAGCUGUCCCUGCAGGAGCGGCCAGCAGGAAGCUGCCUGGAGGCCCAGGCUGGGCCUUACACCACGGGGCCUGCCAGCCACAUCUCCCCACGGGCCUGGCGGAGGCCCACCAUCGAGUCCCACCGCGUGGCCAUCUCGGAUGCAGAGGACUGUGUGCAGUUGAACCAGUACAAGCUGCAGAGUGAGAUUGGCAAGGGUGCCUACGGCGUGGUGAGGCUGGCCUAUAACGAAAGUGAAGACAGGCACUACGCCAUGAAAGUUCUUUCCAAAAAGAAGUUACUGAAGCAGUAUGGCUUUCCACGUCGCCCUCCCCCGAGAGGGUCCCAGGCUGCCCAGGGAGGACCCGCCAAGCAGCUGCUGCCCCUGGAACGGGUGUACCAGGAGAUCGCCAUCCUGAAGAAGCUGGACCACGUGAAUGUGGUGAAGCUGAUCGAGGUCCUGGAUGACCCAGCUGAGGACAAUCUCUAUUUGGUGUUUGACCUCCUGAGAAAGGGGCCGGUCAUGGAGGUGCCCUGCGACAAGCCCUUCCCGGAGGAACAGGCUCGCCUCUACCUGAGGGACAUCAUCCUGGGCCUUGAGUACUUGCACUGCCAGAAGAUCGUGCACAGGGACAUCAAGCCAUCCAACCUGCUCCUGGGGGACGACGGGCACGUGAAGAUCGCCGACUUCGGCGUCAGCAACCAGUUUGAGGGGAACGACGCCCAGCUGUCCAGCACGGCCGGCACCCCGGCGUUCAUGGCCCCCGAGGCCAUCUCCGAUACCGGCCAGAGCUUCAGUGGGAAGGCCUUGGAUGUGUGGGCCACUGGGGUCACGCUGUACUGCUUUGUCUAUGGGAAGUGCCCGUUCAUCGAUGACUACAUCCUGGCCCUGCACAGGAAGAUCAAGAACGAGGACGUGGUGUUUCCUGAGGAGCCAAAGGUCAGCGAGGAGCUCAAGGACCUGAUCCUGAAGAUGCUAGACAAGAAUCCCGAAAGGAGAAUUGGGGUGCCAGACAUCAAGUUGCACCCGUGGGUGACCAAGAAUGGGGAGGAGCCCCUUCCCUCAGAGGAGGAGCACUGCAGCGUGGUGGAGGUGACCGAGGAGGAGGUGAAGAACUCAGUCAAGCUCAUCCCCAGCUGGACCACAGUGAUCCUGGUUAAGUCUAUGCUGAGGAAGCGUUCCUUUGGGAACCCGUUUGAGCCCCAAGCACGGAAGGAAGAGCGAUCCAUGUCUGUUCCAGGAAACUUACUGUUGAAAAACGGGUGUGGUGAAGGCAUCAAGAGCCCGGAGCUCCCUGGUGUCCAAGAAGAUGAGGCUGCGUCCUGAGCCCCUGCAUGCGCCCAGGGCCACCCAGCAGCACGCUCAUCCUGCGCCUCCAAAGGCCCCUGCACUCAUGCCGACAGCCGCCCCUGCGGGCAGGGGGCUGGGGACUGUGGACCCUCUCCUGGCUCCCCUCCCCCCGUCAUGCUGCAUGACCUCUGCGCGUGUCCAAGACAGGAUUGGAAUGUGUGUCAUCUGGGGUUUGGAGGGCAGGGCUCCCUCGAGCCUUUCUCCUAGUCUUGGCUCUCCCCAUGGAACCCAUGGCUCAUCGGCAAGGCCCAGAGGCAGAAGGCAAGAAACCAAGAUGGCAGGAGGAGGCUUGGCUUACCACCGCUGCAGAGACAUCCUGCUGGGGCUGGGCAGGCCGGGCUCAGAUUCCACACACAUGGAGGGGUGUACCCUGCCACCUCGGCGGGGCGGGGGGGCGCUGCCAGAGCUGGAGUCUGCUGAGAACACUGGUGUGGAGUCUCUGAAUCCUUGAUGGGUGUUCCGGGGCCUCUCUGGGGCAGGGGCCAGUAUUGGAGAAUUCAGAUUCUCGUUUUGUUGUCUUUUGCUUUUGUUUUUAACAUGGGGGCAAGGGGCUACAAAGACCUGCUUGGGAACAGCAAAUGACCUCUCCAAAGCUUUGGGCGGUUCCUCGUGCACCCCACCCUUAUGUGCAGCCAGGUGAGCUGAACUGACCUUGCUGGGUUGUGUUUCACACCCAGCGCCAGCCAGAGAAAGGGCUGAAUUCAACUCUGAGCUGAGACCUGAGCCAGGAACACGUCUUCCCUGCCCGCAUCACUCCCUCUGUGGCUCCUCAGAGCCAUGGCUGCAGAAGAGACACCAGGGGCCAACAUGGCGAGAGAGCCCUGGACUCACAGGGCCGUGGCCUUGCAGAUGCUGAAGUAACUGGAACCCAAUCUCCAAUCCCGGAACCGGCUUCCCCAUCUGGGCCCAGAAGCUGUCCUCACAUUCCUACGAUGAAGGACCAACUGCCCACGGUGAAGGCCGCCCUAGAGUGGGGCCUUGGUGGGGCGUGCACGCGGGCAGGCGGCCACGGAGAGGCAGGCCUCCCGCCACUGCCUCACCCCGGGACAGUCGCCGUCCAGCCUGCCCCGAGCUGGAGGCUGGAGUGUGUGUGUGUUGCCUCGGCCAGGCCGGGGCAGACGUACUGGUAUCCGUGGGACUACUCGAUGGCUUGGUGUGCGCUGGCCAAAUGCUCAAGAGAUUGACCUCCAAAGGAAAGCAAAGCAGGACUCAGAUACCUCCCCUGAAAACGUGGGCCGAACAAGGGGUGACCGUGGCCGGCGUGGGUUUCAUCUCACAAGAGGACUUGUGCCGAGAAGGAAAGGGAGGCUGGGCCGGAGGAGGGUCCCCUGCGCAUCUCCGUGCCUGUGGGUGUCUGUCGCGCCUCCGCACACGCAUGUGCGUGCCCAUCUGCUGCACAGCACACUCGCAUGUCUUGCACUGGCACAUGCAUCUGUAAUAUAGUUUCUAUGUCUGUUUAAGACUCUGAGCAGCAUGUGGCCCGUUGUCACUGGGUCCACGUUCCUCCCUGGCUCCUCUCCACCAGGCAUUGUAACCAGGGCUUAAGGAAACGGUUCGGGACUGUUUUUGAGAACGCUUUCAUAGAGUUCAUGGGAGGCCGGUCACCGACCCGCACGCUCUUUUUGAGCAUCUCUGCGCUGGGGCCUGGCGGGUGGGGGUCUCAAGGGGGCGACGUCCAUCGGACUUGCCCUCGCAGAGCUCCAAGGUGAGCCUGGCUUCGUUGGCCAGGUCACAGCCUGGAUGGCGGGCUGACCCCACCGCCGUGGGUUUGGGUUGGCCUCGUUUUUGAAUGUAGCACAAGUGAUGAGUAAACUCCAUUAAGAGUGUUUUAAAAAUUAACUUCUCAGGAAGUGAGUUAAAAACAAUAAAAGCCCUUUCUUGAGU